This is a messenger RNA of Strigops habroptila (Kakapo), 6366 nucleotides long. RefSeq names its product ciliary rootlet coiled-coil, rootletin (gene CROCC). NCBI's taxonomy places the organism in Eukaryota, Metazoa, Chordata, Aves, Psittaciformes, Psittacidae. The coding region runs from base 203 to 5539 and encodes 1778 amino acids. The record is from RefSeq and is a predicted model, not a curated record. The transcript has 36 exons.
UAAUGAGCUUAAUGAGAGCCAGGGCUUAAGGAAAGGGCUCUCUCCAAGGAGCUCCUUUCCCUGGUGGGAGCCAGCACCAUCCUGCUGGGGGGGACAGCACCGCGACACACGGAGCCCCAAAAGCUCCUGGGAAAGGGGUUUUGGAGCAAGGAGCCUGCAGCAAAGGGGUGCCAAGGGCUCGGCGGCCGCCCCUGGGGAGCCCAUGAGCGAUCCGGAGGCUGUGGUUGAGGAGGAGAACCGCAUCCUGCAGCAGGAGCUGUCCCGUGUCGAGGACCUGCUGGCCCAGAGCCGGGCCGAGCGCGAUGAGUUGGCCAUCAAGUACAACGCCAUCAGCGAGAGGCUGGAGCAAACGCUGCGGCUGGAGGCGGGCGAGCGGGAUGCGGCGGAGAGCCGGAGCCUGGCGCAGCACAACAUCGAGCUGCGGCGCCUGCUGGAGGAGGAACAAGCCGCCUACAAGCGCAAGCUGCAGGCGUACCAGGAGGGCCAGCAGCGCCAGGCCCAGCUGGUGCAGAAGCUCCAAGCCAAGGUGUUGCAGUAUAAGAAGAAAUGCGGUGAAGUGGAGCAGCAGCUGCUGGAGAAGGCGACAGAGCUGGAGCAGGAGAGGCUGACGAGCCAGCUGGAUGUGAGCGGUGUGCAGCCGGAGGAGGAGAGCAGCAACGAGCUGGAGAAUGCCCUGAUCCGGCUGGAAGAGGAGCAGCAGAGGAGCAGCAGCCUGGUGCAGGUGAACUCGAUGCUGCGGGAGCAGCUGGAACAAGCCAACGUGGCCAACGCGGCGCUGAGCGAGGACAUCCGCAAGCUGACGGCCGACUGGGCACGGGCGCGGGAUGAGCUGGAGCAGCGAGAGGCAGAGUGGAGGCGCGAGGAGGAGACCUUCAACACCUACUUCAGCAACGAGCACAGCCGGCUCCUGACCCUCUGGAGGCAGGUGGUGGCCUUCAGGCGGCACUUCGGGGAGAUGAAAGCCACCACGGAGCGGGACCUGUCGGAGCUGAGCCACGAGGCGUCGCGGGCGGGCAGGGCUGCCCAUGCCGCCUGCCUGCACCUCGCUGCCAACCUGCGCCUGGCCGAGAGCCACGCGGGCGCCGCACGGGAGCAGCAGGAGCUGCGGCUGGCGCAGCUGCAGGAGCAGUUGGCGGCGCGGGCGCGGGAUGCGGAGCUGGAGAGAGCAGCCCUCGAAGCCAAGCUGUCGGAGCAGGCGUUGGCUCUGGAGCGGCUGCGGGAGGAGAACGUGGAGAAGGAGCGAGCAGUAGAACAGCUGAAGCUGCAGCUGCAGAGCCUGGAGGCUGCACGUGCCCAGGAUCCGUCUCCAGCAGAGGUGGAAUCGCUGCGCUCGGAGGUGGAGCUGCUCCAACAGACACUGCAGGAUGUCACCCAGGCCGUGCUGGCGGAUGAUCCUGAGCAGCCCCCGCUGUCCCCCCCGUGUCCCCCCACAUCCCCUCACCGCAGCCUCUCGCCCAGCGCCGCUGCUGCAGCUGUACACGGUGCCCUGUGCCGCCGCCAGCUCCAGCUGCAGGAUGCCCGGGGCCAGGCAGACACCAGCCGGGAGCUGGCCGGGAGCCUGCGGCGGCAGCUGGAGGACAGCGAGAGGCGUCUGGGGACGCUGCAGCGGCAGCUGGAGCAGCUCAGUGCUGAGGCUGAGGUCCUGCGCAGGGAGCGGCAGCGCGCGGAGGAGGCGCUGGCGGGGGAGCAGCAGCGCGCGGGGGCCCUGCAGCAGGAGCGGGCGCAGCUGCAGCGCCGGGGCGAGGGGCUGGAGGAUGCGCGGGACGAGGCCGCCCGCGCCGCAGAGACCGCCCGGGGGCAGCUGGAGCGCAGCCAGCAGCAGCUGGAGGAGCUGGAGGCGCAGCGUGCUGCGGUGCAGCAGGAGCUGCUGGAGGCGCGGGAGGCGCUGAGCCGGGUGGCGCUGGAGGCCGAGGUGGCGCGGGGCGAGCGGGAGGCGCUGGCUGAGGCGCUGAGCAAGGCGCAGGGGAACUGCGGGUCGCUGGCAGCGGCGCUGCGGGAGGCACAAGCGGAGGGCUCCCGGCUGCGGGACGCGCUGGCCAAGACGAGCGAGCUGGCGGCGGGGCUGGCGCGGGACAAGGCGGAGCUGAGCCGGGGCCUGGCGCGGCUGGAGGCGGAGCGGGACAGCGGCAGCGUGCGGGAGCUGCGGCAGGAGCUGGCGCUGCUGCGGGCGCGGCUGGAGCGCGGGCAACGCGCCGGGGCCGUGGAGCGGCUGCGGCUGCAGCGGGCGCGCAGGGCGGCGGAGGAGCAGCGCUGCGGGGGGCUGCGGGACGAGCUGCGGGUGCUGCAGGACCAGCACCAGCGCCUGCGCCAGCACCUCGGGCAGGCGGUGCAGGAGCAGAGUGCGGCGGGCGAGGCGCUGGCGCAGGCACGGGCAGAGCAGGAGCGGCUGCGGGAGGACCUGCUGCGGCUGAGCCGGGCCCGCGAGGGGCUGGCCAAGGAGGGGGCCAGCCUGGCCGUGCAGCUCGCUGCUGCCCAGCGCCACGGACAGGAUCGGGCCCAGGAGGCGGCCGGGCUCAGGUCAGAGAAGGAGGGGCUGGAGAGCAGCAUCUUCCAGCUGCAGCAGCAGCUCACCCAGCUCGAUGCCCGCAACCAGCAGCUGGAGGCUGAGGGACGGAGCCUGCUCCAGGCCAAGGAGGCACUGGAGGCGGAGCUGGGCGCCGCGCGGCUGGAGCGGGAGCGGGAGCUGCAGAGCCGGCGCGAGGCCGUGGCCGCGGCCGAGACCGCGGCGGUGACGGUGGCCCUGCAGCGCGCCCGCGACGGGCACCGCGCCGAGCUCGACCGCCUGCAGCACGAGAAGGAGGAGCUGGAAGCUGAGCGGGGCCGGCUGGCGCGGGAGCAGGAGGAGCUGGCAGCCGAGCUGGCGGCGAUGCGGCAGCAGCAGGAGAGUGAGAAGCAGCGGGCGCUGGCGCUGCAGGAGGAGGAGAGGGCGGCGCUGGCUGAGGCGCUGCAGCGGCUGCAGCGGGGCCUGGCCGAGGCCACGGCCGAGCUCGAGCAGCAGCGCCGGGAGGUCUCCAGCCACCAGGAGAAGGAGGAGAGCCUGGCAGCGGAGCUGCGCAGCCUGCGGGCGCAGGCAGAGGAGACAGCGGCGACCCAUGAGCGGGAGGCAAAAACCCUCCGUGACCAAGUGACAGCAGCAGCCAAGCAGCGGGAUGGAGCCCUGCGGGAGGCAGAGGAUGCGCGGGCGCAGCUGCGGCUGGUGGCGGAGGCGCGGGCCGCGGGGCGGCGGGAGCUGCUGCAGGCGCAGCGGGAGGCGCGGGAGAGCCGGGAAGGCCGGGAAGCGCAGCGGCGGCAGGCGCAGGAGGCGCGCCGGGCGCUGGGGGACGAGGCGAGGGAGAAGGAGGCGCUGCGGCGGUCCAACGAGGAGCUGCGGGCGGCGCUGCGCCGCGCCGAGGGCGAGCGCAUCAGCCUGAAGCGUGCCGGUGAGGAGAAGGAGCAGCGCCUGGCGCUGGUGGAGGACGGGCGGGCGGCCGCGGAGCGGGAGGUGACAGAGCUGCGGGCGGCGCUGCGGGAGCUGGAGCGCGCCCGCCUCGAUGCGCGCCGUGAGCUGCAGGAGCUGCGCCGCCAGGUGAAGGACCUGGACAGUGAGAACAGCAGGAGGAGCAGGGAGCUGGGCGAGCUGCAGGCGCGCGUGGCCGUGGAGGAGCAGCGGGAGCAGGAGAGCCGCCGCGAAGCCUUCGGCCUCAGGCAGAAGGUGGCAGAGAGCGAGGCCGGGACGGAGGCUGCCAAGAAGGAGCUCCAGCACCUGCAGCAGCGGCUCUCGGAGGCGGAGGCCGAGUUCCGGCAGCGGGAGAAGGACCUGGCCCGCAGCCUGGAGGAGGCUCGAGGCAACGAGAAGAAGCUGUUGGCCGAUGCCCGCAACCUGCAGCUGAAGGUGGACGCGGCGCGGGGCGAAGCGGCCGAGCUGAGCCUGCGCCUGAGCGCGGCCGAGGGCCGGGCGCAGGGGCUGGAAGCGGAGCUGGCGCGUGGUGAGGAGCUGCGCCGGGCCACCGAGACCCGCCUGGGGGGCAUCCAGUCCGCCCUGCGCCGCACCAUGGGCAUCGGCCGCGCUCGGGCCGGCUCCCCCGGCAAGGGUGGGGGACUGGAGGGGUCAUUGAGCCCCGGCUCAUCCCCGGACCCUGACGCAGCAUCUGAGCCCGAGGCGGUGCGGGCAGCGCUGCGGGACUUCCUGCGCGAGCUGCAGGAUGCGCAGCGGGAGCGGGAGGAGCUGCGGGUGCAGGUGGGUAGCCUGGGCCGGCGGCUGGCGGAGGCAGAGGAGCAGCGGCACAGCGCCAGCGCCCGGAUGCAGCAGCUCCAGAAGCUGGUGGCUGAGAGUGAGGAAGGGCGCCGCAGCGGCGGGGAGCUGAGCAGCACGCAGGCAGCGCUGCUGCUGCAGGAGGAGACGCUGCAGCGGGGCGAGCGGGAGCGCCGGGCGCUGCAGGACAAGGUGACGGCGCUGCAGCAGAGCCUGCGCGCUGCCGAGGGCGAGCGCCGCGCCGCCCAGGAGAGGAUGAGCGCGGCGCGAGCCGGGGAGCUGAAGGAUGCCAAGAGGAGGUUGGAGGUGGCUGAGAGCAGGAGCUCGCGCCUGGAGCUGCAGCAGCGGGUGCUGGAGGGUGAGCUGCAGCGCGCACGCAUGGCCCUGGGCGAGCGGCAGGCCGAGGCGCAGGUGAUGCAGGACCGCGCCGAGCUGCUGCAGAAACAGCUGGCAGAGAGCGAGCAGCGCGCUGGCACCUUGCAGCAGGCGAUGCAGCGCCUGAGCACGGCGUUGAUGGACACCAGCUCCAAGGAUGCUGCGGCGUUGGCUGAUGGCACCGUGGUCCACGAGCGGCUGCUGCAGCUGCAGAGCGCGCUGGCCGCGGGCGAGCAGGACCGCCGGGCACUGCAGGAGGGGCUGGAGGUGGCACGGCGGGCACUGGCCGAGGCGCGGGAGGAGAAGGGGGCGCUGCGGGAGCAGCUGCGGGAGCUGCGGCAGGAGCGGGAGGCCCUGCAGCAGAGCAGGGACGAGCUGGAGGCGCAGGUCCAGCAGCAGCAGGAGGCGCUGCUGCAGCAGCAGCAGCAGGAGGAGCACGGGGCGCUGCAGCAGGAGCCCGGGGGGCUGCAGCGGGAGCCCGGGGGGCUGCAGGAGCAGCACGGGGGGCUGCAGCAGCGGGUGAGCAGCCUGCAGCACGCCCUGGCCCGCGCGCAGCGGGAGCGGCGGGAGGCCGAGCGCGUCGCCCUGCGCCUCGAGAAGGACAAGGGCGCCCUGAAGAAGACCCUGGACAAGGUGGAGCGGGAGAAGCUGCAGGCGCAGGAGGCCUCGCUGCGGCUCUCUGCGGAGCAGGGCCGGCUGCACCGCUCCCUGCGCGCGGCACAGCAGGAGCUGGCGGAGGCGCAGCAGCGUGUCCGCAUGCUGCAGGCGUUGGCGCUGGAGCACCCAUCUCCACCGAGUUCCAGGCCCUCUGCGGAGCUGCAGCGGGAGCUGGAGGCUCGGGAGCGCAUCCACCACCACCGCAUCCGUGGCCUGGAGGAGCAGAUCACGCUGCUGAAGGGGCAGGAGCUCCACCGUCACCCCACCAGCAUCUAAGGACCCUCCAUGGACCAGGCUGGAUGCGGCUCUGGGCAACCUGCUCUAGUUGAAGAUGUCCCUGCUCAUUGCGGGGGGGUUGGACUCGAUGAGCUUUGAAGGUCUUUUCCAACCCAAACUGUUCGAUGAUGCUCUGCCACCUGCAGAGACUGGCACAACUCAUUGCAUGGGUGAGGGAGGAACCAUUCCCCAUCCCCAUGCUCAAAACCCACAUCCGUUUGUGUCUCAUCAUCCCCUUUUCUUGCACUUUACCAACGAGACGACAACACUCGUGUAUUUUUGAUACAAAUUGGGUGGUUUUUCCCAUUUUCUUAUGGCUAUUUUUAACAAAAGGUUUGGAAUUACUCCUGGUUUUCAGCCCUGUCUUGGCGCCAACCAAGCUACUUGAUUUAUCCCCCCCCAAUCCGUGAUGUUUCACAAUCCCCACCACUCACUGGAUCCUAAUUUUCCCGUUUUUCUAACCAAAAAAUGACUCUAGGUCGGUGCUUUUGGUCUUAUUUUUAGCAAAUAGAGGAUUUUUAUAUCACUAUUUUUGGAGCUUGAGGUUUUUACUGGUGCUACUGGGUGGCCUGAGGUUAGGGUCUGAGCCAAGCCCUGAUGGGGGGGCUUUGAGCCUGGCCCCGACCAGUGUCAGUCCCGGCCCUAUUCAAUGUGGAUAAGCCCAAACUGGAAGCCCAAGAGGAUGUUUUUUGUGGGGGCAACAGUGUUUUGGGGAUGCCCAAAGGGGUGUUCAUUGGGAGAGUGGGAUUGAUUCAGGUCCCUUAAAAAAAAUAGUAAUAAUAAGCAAUAAUAAAUAAUAAGAUACAUUAAUAAACAAUAAUAAUUAA